AUAUAAUAUUAUUUGUGAAAUUACAUCCUUCAUGAUGUCGAAAUGCAAGUCUGAAAUUUGCAAACUUUUAUUAAGGGAAAGUUUCGGAGAAGUUGCGGAAGAAGUCGCGUUUGUGUUGCUCAGUAAAGGGGCGUGUCCUUUACGUCAAAUAUCCACAGAAACAUGCCUUCACAUAGACAAGGUGCGAAAAGUUCUUGUAGUUUUGAUACAGCAGAAUAUAGUGAAAUUUGAGAAGAGCAAACGAGGAUUUACAGAGUAUUUUGUUGAUGUAGAACAUUUGUUAUGGCGACAUCGUAUUCCACGAUACAUUCACUGUGCCAAGACACUGUACGGUGAUGCUGCAGAACUGGUUGUGGAGGAUCUCGUGCAUCAUGGCCAGCUGAUGAUGUCUUCUGUCGUUCACACGGUCACCAAUAAGUUGAAUGAAGCCUUGGAACAUGCAGGGCAUCAGAAAAUUGGUUCCCGAGUUGUAUAUGACAAGUUCAAUCUGCUGGCUGGUACCCAUUUCAUACAGCAAUGUUUGAAUCAGAUGGAAACGACAGGUGAUGAAGAGGAUCUAGAUGAGAGAGAUUUGUCGAGUCUGUAUAAAGUUCCAGCAUUCAACGCUAAAGAUGGAGACAGGAAGAGAAAGAGGUCUACAGAUGAGAGCGAACCACCGUCAAAGAGACAGAAAAUGUCUGCAGACAAUGAUACUGUAUCAGAUGACGGUAUAUAUUGGAAGAUAAAUCACCGGAGAUUCCAUCAAUAUUUCAGAGACCAGCUGUUCAUCAAGGCGAUACAUAACAAAAUAGGCAAGAAAGCGGCAGAUAUAUUACAGACAAUGUUGAGACUGACCGAAGUGAAAUCAGACGAUAUCUGUUUUACAUCAAAUCCUUUGUCCUUCACAGAGAUAUUUCAGGCAGUUCCACGAGACCUCGGUAUUACAAGAAACCUGUGUGAACAGUAUCUGAGUUUGAUGACAGACGAUUCUAUGGAGCUAGUGAGUAAAGUAGGGGAGAGUGGAGGAGGAAUGUUUGUGAUAAAUAUAAUGAAAGGGCUUACUGCAUUAUGUAAGUCACACUUGGAAUCUGUUGUACAAGAAAGGUUUGGGUCCAAAAGUUUGAGGAUUUUUAGAGUUUUACUUUUAAAGCAACAUUUAGAGCAGAAACAGAUUGAAGAUUUGGCUAUGAUUCCAUCUAAAGAAGCGAAAGAACUUCUGUAUACAAUGUUUGCACAGAACUUUGUUGCAGUCACCGAAAUAUCCAAAACACCAGACCAUGCCCCAGCAAGAACAUACUACCUGUUCAAGGUACAACUAGAUCAGCUUGCCAGAAUGUUGCUGGAGAAUAGUUAUAAGGCCCUUUCAAAUGCUAUAAGGAAAAGAAUAGCAGAAACCAAGGAAAAUAGGAGACUGAUGGAGAAGCAAGAACGCGUUGAUGCUAUUUUAGCAUCACUGGAGCAGUCUGGAGCAGACGAUGUUCAGAAAGAGGAAAUCCUGCUAACCAUAACACCAUCAGAAAGGUCACAACUGCAGAAGGUCAAACACAUGAUAAAUAUGUUAGAUCAAAGUGAACUACAACUUGAUGAGACGAUCUUUGUUUUGGAAACUUACAUCUUUUAUCAUGAUCAGAAGAUGAAAUACAGACAUUAAGACACUACAGGGAUUUUUACUUGUUAUUGUUUUUGAUAAUAAAAUUAAUAUUGAU
Molecule: messenger RNA, 1685 nt
Organism: Mercenaria mercenaria
Lineage: Eukaryota; Metazoa; Mollusca; Bivalvia; Venerida; Veneridae
Product: DNA-directed RNA polymerase III subunit RPC3-like
Exons: 15
Coding region: 32-1630 (532 amino acids)
Biological process (GO): DNA-templated transcription
Cellular component (GO): RNA polymerase III complex
Molecular function (GO): single-stranded DNA binding
Source: RefSeq, a predicted model, not a curated record